This is a messenger RNA of Tauraco erythrolophus (red-crested turaco), 1841 nucleotides long. The record is from RefSeq and is a predicted model, not a curated record. NCBI's taxonomy places the organism in Eukaryota, Metazoa, Chordata, Aves, Musophagiformes, Musophagidae.
GUGGAAACAGGAGUCCACCUUGAUCCUGCUAUCAAGGAAGUUCAAUAUAAUCCCACUUACGAUACUAUGUUUGCACCUGAGUUUGGACCAGAAAAUCCAUUUAGGACUCAGCAAAUGGCUGCACCUAGAAAUAUGCUUUCUGGAUACGCAGAACCAGCUCACAUCAAUGAUUUCAUGUUUGAACAACAACGAAGAACAUUUGCAACCUAUGGUUAUGCAUUAGAUCCCUCUAUAGAUAACCCUGAAGUUGCUACCAAAUAUAUUGGUUCUGUAGAAGAAGCUGAAAAAAAUCAAGGUUUAACAGUGUUUGAAACAGGACAAAGGAAAAUUGAAAAAAGGAAGAAAUUCAAGGAGAAUGAUGCAUCUAAUAUUGAUGGUUUUCUGGGACCAUGGGCAAAGUAUGUUGAUGAAAAAGAAGUAGCCAAACCAUCAGAAGAAGAACAGAAAGAGUUGGAUGAAAUAACAGCUAAGAGGCAGAAGAGAGGAAAAGUAGAAGAUGAUAAACCUGGAGAGGAGAAGACUAUAUUACAUGUUAAGGAAAUGUAUGACUAUCAGGGGAGAUCUUAUCUUCAUGUCCCUCAAGAUGUUGGAGUUAAUCUCCGUUCUUCAGUACCACCAGAGAAGUGCUAUCUUCCAAAGAAACAAAUCCAUGUGUGGUCUGGACAUACAAAGGGUGUCAGUGCAGUUAGAUUGUUUCCUCUCUCUGGGCAUAUACUGUUGUCUUGCUCUAUGGAUUGCAAAAUUAAGCUAUGGGAAGUAUAUGGUGAUCGAAGAUGUCUACGAACGUUUAUUGGACAUAGUAAAGCUGUUCGAGACAUCUGUUUUAAUAAUGCUGGCACUCGGUUUCUUAGUGCUGCAUAUGACCGCUAUCUUAAACUCUGGGACACUGAAACAGGGCAAUGUAUUUCAAGAUUCACAAACAGGAAGGUUCCUUAUUGUGUCAAGUUCAAUCCUGAUGAAGAUAAACAAAAUCUCUUUGUUGCAGGAAUGUCAGAUAAGAAAAUUGUGCAGUGGGAUAUUCGAAGUGGUGAGAUUGUGCAGGAAUACGAUAGGCAUUUGGGAGCUGUCAACACCAUUGUGUUUGUGGAUGAAAAUAGAAGGUUUGUGAGUACAUCUGAUGACAAGAGUUUAAGAGUCUGGGAAUGGGAUAUUCCUGUAGACUUCAAGUACAUAGCUGAGCCAAGUAUGCACUCGAUGCCAGCCGUGACUUUGUCUCCAAAUGGGAAAUGGUUGGCCUGUCAGUCGAUGGAUAACCAAAUUCUGAUUUUUGGAGCUCAGAACAGAUUCAGAUUAAACAAAAAGAAAAUUUUCAAAGGUCACAUGGUAGCUGGCUACGCUUGUCAAGUGGAUUUUUCACCUGACAUGAGCUAUGUGAUAUCUGGAGAUGCAGAUGGAAAACUUAACAUCUGGGACUGGAAGACAACAAAACUCUACAGCAGAUUAAAAGCACAUGAUAAAGUCUGUAUCGGCGCAGUGUGGCAUCCACACGAAACAUCUAAAGUCAUUACGUGCGGCUGGGAUGGUCUUAUUAAACUGUGGGACUAAAGAGGAUGCUACAAAGAUCUGAAGAUGUAAGUCCUGCAUACACCUGAGAUUAGAGUGAAUUAGAGUGUAAGGAUGGGUAGACAUUUGUAAUACUGCAGUGCUCAGCUAGCUGUAUAUAUGCACUAAAGAACAGGGAAUCUUCAGAAGACACAACUGAAAGGAUCUAGUUCUAAAUAUGACCUCUGAAUAUGAGAAGCUGAGGUCAUCUGAAGCAUGCAGAAUCAAGUGUUAGUUUGUCAUGUCACUGUCUGUGCAAAACACUCUCUUGUAAAAUAAAAUGAUUGUAAGAAAAACUA